Perkinsus marinus ATCC 50983 is the source of this 675-nucleotide messenger RNA. RefSeq names its product Glutathione S-transferase, putative. Gene Ontology annotation, molecular function: glutathione transferase activity. The transcript has 5 exons. Gene Ontology annotation, biological process: glutathione metabolic process. The coding region runs from base 1 to 675 and encodes 224 amino acids. The record is from RefSeq and is a predicted model, not a curated record. NCBI's taxonomy places the organism in Eukaryota, Perkinsozoa, Perkinsida, Perkinsidae.
AUGUCCAACACUCUUCUAAAGCUUUAUUACUUCGAUGUGCCUGCUAGAGCAGAGCCUAUCCGUUUGACAUUCGCAGUUCAAGGUAUUCCUUUUGAAGAUAUUCGUGAAACGAAGGAAGAUUGGGCAAAGACUUUGAAGCCUAAUCACGUGUUCCCCCUCGACCAACUACCGGUUUUGGAAUUCCCUGAUGGCAAAAUGGCGACUCAGAGUUAUGCCAUUUUGAGAUAUGUGGCUACGCUGCGUCCAUCGUAUGGUCUGUACCCCACUGAUCCUAUGGAGAGAUUACGCAUAGAUGAGUUGUUGGAAACCUUCGCUGAUAUGAGAGAGAAGACAAGACUUGUCAAGAUCAUGCCUGAUGGUCCCGCUAGAGAUGCAGCGAUUUCUGAGUUGGCAAAUACCACUUACCCGUUUUACUUUGAAAGAGUAGAGCGCAUGAUCGGAGAUAAUAAGUACUCAGCUGGAGAUCAUCUCACGAUUGCCGAUCUGAUGCUUUUCGUGAUACUAGAUUUCAUAUUCAACCUCGCACAUCUGGGCACUCCUCUAUCCAUUUUAAAUCCUUAUGAGAAGCUCCAAAGGAUCCAGGCGUUGGUAGCAGCCAACCCUGCUGUGAAGCUGUGGCGCGAAAAUCGCGAAGUGAAGUCUCUCCCAGCUGUUGCUGAGAGUGUGGCUCUCUAA